GGGCAUCCGAUAAACACACACACACACACACAGAGGGAAAGAGAGAGAGGGAGUCACACACUUGAGCAGAGGAGAGGGUCAAGACAGUCCAAACCGAGCGCUUCACUUCAUUACGCACAGAGAAAUCACGCAGAACACAAUCCACGCCCGCAAUACCGAGCACACAUCAAGAGCUGUGAAGGGACGGGAUUUAAGGAAUUGCGCGUCACGUUGGAGAAUCGAUCGGGUCUAAAGUGAGUUUUUGUGGAUUUGAUGCGUCUGGAGAGCUGUGAGGAUGCGCGUCUCGGUCCUGCUGCUGCUCUGCGCUCUUUACGCAGGAGACGCGCACAAACCCUCCGCGCUUACGUUUCUGCGUGUGGAGCAAGAUAAAGAAUGCAAUAUGGAUUGUUCCGGAGCUCCUCGCAAGCCUCUGUGUGCAUCAGACGGACGGACCUUCAGUUCCCGCUGCGAGUUUCUCCGUGCAAAGUGCCGUGACCCUCAGCUGGAAGUCAUACGAGGGUCAUGCAAAGAUACGUCCAGGUGUGUAGCAGAGAAGAAAUACACAGAACAGCAAGCCAAGAAACUCUUCCCACAGGUGUUCGUUCCUGUCUGCAAUCCUGACGGAACCUACAGCGAGGUUCAGUGCCACAGCUACACUGGUUAUUGCUGGUGUGUGACACCCAGUGGCAGACCCAUCAGCGGCUCAGCAGUAGCCAAUAAGAAACCUCAAUGCCAAGGGUCCAAGAACGGUAAAGUGAAUCCGAAGGAACCAGGAAAAUCAGUUUCCUUGCAAAUCUUCUCCAUUCUAAAUGCAGAUCCGCCAACGUUUUUCGUAGUGGAAACCCAGCCGUCCGCUGAUGAGGAAGACAUCAUCUCUCAGUACCCCACACUCUGGACAGAACAGGUCCGCAGCCGACAAAACAGGACAAGAACACAAUCGACCUCGUGUGAUCAGGAGCAGCUGUCAGCACAGGAAGAAGCACGACAACAUAAAAACGAAGCGGUUUUUGUGCCGGAAUGUGUUCACGGUGGCCUCUACAAACCCGUUCAGUGCCAUCCCUCCACCGGGUACUGCUGGUGUGUCCUGGUGGACACUGGACGACCCAUACCUGGAACAUCCACAAGAUUCGAACAGCCAAAAUGUGAUGGAAACGCCAGAGCCCAUCCAAACAAACCAAAGGACCAUUACAGGAGCAGACACCUGCAGGGAUGUCCUGGGGAGAAGAAGACAGAAUUCCUGACCAGCGUGUUGGACGCGUUGUCCACAGACAUGGUCCAUGCAGUAACUGACCCGGCCUCUGCCGGCAGGAUGCUGGAGCCUGACCCCAGUCAUACUCUGGAAGAGCGAGUUGUGCACUGGUAUUUCAGUCAGCUUGACAAGAAUUCCAGCGGCGACAUCGGAAAGAAAGAAAUCAAACCGUUCAAGCGCUUACUGCGCAAGAAAUCCAAACCCAAGAAGUGUGUGAAGAAGUUUGUGGAGUACUGCGACAUCAGCAACGAUAAAGCCCUGUCUCUACAGGAACUGAUGGGCUGUCUGGGUGUCACUAAGGAAGAGGGGGCAAAAACAGGUGAAGGCACAACAUCUAGUAAACUGAACCUGUCAAAGAAGCAAGGCUGAAGUGGUCGUAGCGAUUGUUCCCGCUCCCGUCCCGCAGAUCCUGCCCCCACCAAAACGACGAUGGAAACCAUAGUCUUUGCACUUUGUACUUUAAAACAAUGUAAAUUCACUUUGUAGAAAAAUAAGGUAUUUAAACAGACUGCUGAAUAUGUGAAUGAUGUAGUUAGCAUUUUUAUGUCCUUACUACAAACAACAAAAAGAAUAAUAAUAAUGUAACACAUACAAUGUAUGUGUCCUUUGUGAGUCUAAAAUAAGUAUACUUUUCUAAGUUGUACAAGUUGUAUUACAUAUUGCAUUUGUCAAGACCAGCUUUGUUGUUACGUAUUUUGUUUGUCGUUUCUUUGGCUAAUUUCUGGGUAGCUUGUAAUGCAUCUAAACUGAGUUUUUUUUAGACACCUCGAUUUAGUUUUUAUACCAAAUCCCAACUACUGCCUGAGCUUGGAAUUAUUACUGAUUGUAGUCCUGUACCACACGUGAGAUCAUUUUGUUGAAAGUGC
This is a messenger RNA of Sinocyclocheilus rhinocerous, 2094 nucleotides long. RefSeq names its product SPARC related modular calcium binding 2 (gene smoc2). Lineage: Eukaryota; Metazoa; Chordata; Actinopteri; Cypriniformes; Cyprinidae. Gene Ontology annotation, biological process: extracellular matrix organization. Gene Ontology annotation, cellular component: basement membrane. Bases 275 to 1597 code for a protein of 440 amino acids. Gene Ontology annotation, molecular function: protein binding; heparin binding; extracellular matrix binding. The transcript has 13 exons. The record is from RefSeq and is a predicted model, not a curated record.